UGAUGCCCGGGCUGCUGCCUCCAGCAGAGAGCAGUGCGUGGUUGGAUGUGAGCGCCACCGACCUGUCUCUACUUCCAGAUCGAAGAUGGCGGUCUCGGUGUUCCCCGGCGUGCGGCUCCUCUCCAUCGGAGACGCGAACGGAGACAUCCAGCGGCACUCGGAACAGCAGCCCCUGCGGUUAGAAGUGAAGAGCACACAGGAUGCCGCCCUCAUCAAUCUCUCCAAUGGAGAGGAGGCGAGUGUGUUCAAGUGUUCGGUUUCCAGGGAGACGGAGUGCAGCCGCGUGGGGAAGCAGUCGUUCAUCAUCACACUGGGCUGUAACAGCGUCCUGCUACAGUUCUCCUCACCUGCAGACUUUCAGUCCUUUUAUAACAUCCUGAAGAACAGUCGUGGUCACUCCGGUGAGCAUUCGGUCUUCAGCGACAGAACAGAGGAGUCCUCUGCUGUACAGUACUUCCAGUUUUAUGGCUACCUCUCCCAGCAACAGAACAUGAUGCAGGACUACGUUCGAACAGGGACUUACCAACGGGCGAUUCUCCAGAACCACACCGACUUCAAGGACAAGGUGGUGCUGGAUGUCGGUUGUGGCUCAGGGAUCCUCUCCUUCUUUGCAGCCCAGGCUGGAGCCAGGAAGGUUUACGCUGUGGAGGCUAGCACCAUGGCGCAGCACGCAGAGGUGCUGGUGAACAGUAACCGUUUGGGAGAACGUGUGGUCGUCAUCCCGGGGAAGGUGGAGGAGGUGACGCUGCCUGAGCAGGUCGAUAUUAUCAUCUCAGAGCCAAUGGGAUACAUGCUGUUCAAUGAACGCAUGCUGGAGAGCUACCUGCAUGCCAAGAAGUUCCUCAAACCCAACGGUAAAAUGUUCCCCACCAUUGGAGACGUCCACCUGGCCCCCUUCACAGACGAGCAGCUCUACAUGGAGCAGUUUACUAAGGCCAACUUCUGGUACCAGCCGUCCUUCCACGGUGUCGACCUCUCUGCCCUGCGGGGGGCAGCAGUGGACGAGUAUUUCCGUCAGCCAAUCGUGGACACGUUUGAUAUCCGUAUUCUGAUGGCCAAGUCAGUCAAACACACAGUUAACUUCCUGGAGACCAAAGAAGAGGAUCUCUACAGGAUAGAGAUCCCCUUUAAGUUCCACAUGAUGCACUCAGGUCUGGUGCACGGCCUGGCAUUCUGGUUUGACGUGGCGUUUAUGGGAUCAGUGAUGACGGUAUGGCUGUCCACGGCGCCCACAGAGCCGCUCACUCACUGGUACCAGGUCCGCUGUCUGCUCCAGUCUCCUCUUUUCACCAAAGCUGGAGACACGCUGUCCGGCACGGCACUGCUGGUGGCCAACAGGAGACAAAGCUACGACAUCAGUAUUGUUGCCCAGGUGGACCAGACAGGAUCAAAGUCCAGCAACUUCCUGGACUUGAAGAACCCGUUUUUCAGGUACACAGGCACCACCCCAAACCCCCCUCCUGGCUCACACUACACCUCCCCGUCCGAGAACAUGUGGAACACAGGGGCGGCCUACAGCAUGAGUCAGGGGAUGGCUGUAUCAGGGAUGCCAGCAGCUUAUGACCUCAGUACAGUCAUCGGCAGCGGCCAGCCAGCAUCUCACAACAACCUCAUCCCCCUGGUGAACACAGGAAUCGUAAACCACACCCACUCCAGGAUGGGCUCCAUCAUGAGCACAGGAAUCGUCCAGGGAGCCACCACGGGGCAGGCGGGCCCCAGCAGCAGCGGUACUUACUACCCCGUCACCAACCAGUUCACCAUGGGGGGCGCCGCCAUCUCCAUGGCGUCUCCGAUGGUCAUCCCCAGCAACACCAUGCACUACGGCAGUUAAGACGAAGAGCUCGCAGACAGACGCCUCUUCGUCCUCCCCGCCCCCCUGCAUGAUAAAAGAUCCCCACCCCCUCGCCACCCUUCAACCCAGACCGACCCACCCACCGCAGCCAAAACCAGUAUACCAAAACCAGUGCUGAGCUGGCCCCGCCCUCCUCGUGUCCUUGUCCAGUCCAUCACUCUAUGAACGGUGAACGCUCUCGUAUCCGUCCACACGCUCGUCUGGCUGGCAGACGGAGUUCAUGGGACUGUAACACGUGCACAGAGACGCACUGCAGCUAUCACCCCCCUCCUAAACAUGUACCCCCUUCCCCCCUCUUUAUUUUUGUAUUAUUGUGUGUCAUCAACGUCCCGGUGUGCCGUCACACGGUCGCUCCGUGUUCCUGUAAACAGACUGCACUGAAGGACGCUCCUCAUUAGUACAGUAGGACCGUAUUAUCACUCAUCUCUGGGUGGCCAUCUUGGCUUUUCAUAUCCGAUCCAGUCUUCAAGACCUCGCCGUUCUUCUCUGUACAGACUGACUCACGCAGGACAAACAGCUGCUUCAAAUCACACAGUUGAACCCGUUUACGCCCGAUCAGAGGCCGACAUAUCACCAACUGAAGCCAUGGACAUCCUGAAGGAGCGUGAGGAGGAAAAAAAGCUUUACUGGGACAGAAACAGAGCCUCCUUCAGAGACGCCUGAACAGGAAGUCAGGGCAGGUUGUCACACGUCACCUUCAUGCUGGGAGAUCAUUAAAAACAGUUCAAUCACUCAGUACGUUUACAUGCACUCAGAAAAAGUCGAUUUACUUUGGUAGGAAAACUAAAACUGGACCUUUAAAAUUCAUGUGAACAUGUUUGAUGUAAAGGGAACUUCUCAAACACGCCUGAAUAAAACAGCUGGAAAUAGAUUAACUCAGCCAGACCCAAACUGGACUAGGCGUUCUGAGCAUGCUCCACAGCCUCAGUGUUGGGCUUCUACAGCAUAAAUACUAAUCAUAGCAGACGUUUCGUCCUCGUCUGCCUUCAGAUACAACCGUGAGCUACUGCAGUGGUUCUCACCAUGCUCAUCCUCAGGGCCCACCCCCUCCUUAUGGGGAAAUCUGGGACCCAUAAUGCAAAACUUUCCAUCCACUCAAAUGUAUUUACAGAGAAAUGUGGAAGUCUGGGUCUGAAACGGGGAGGACAUGCAUGUUUUUAUACUCUAUUUCCUGCAAAAGCAUGCAAGUUUGGGCUCUUCUCUGCAAAAAUAGCAGCUUCUAAUUGGAAAAGCAUCUUUGUGGACUCAAUGUGAUGAUAUGAGUAAGUCGAGAUCUUGAGAGAACAACCUGAAUUUCCUUGUUAACAUAGAACAGCAAAAUACAGUAUAUAUGGAUGCAUGUCUGCUUAGGGCUUCUGUACCUUUGACUCUUUGCCACUUUUUACUUCAAGGGAAGCAUUUGACUCUUCAAAACAGCUUUGUGACUCAUGUUUGGGUCCCAACCCAUCAGCUGAGAAUUGUUUUUGUAGCUAAAGUAAACCGUUAAGAGUCCGUAUGAAGCUGCAAUGUUUCUGUCCAUGUUUUCUGUUUGUCAUAAAACUGGAAAAAGGUCCAAAUGAACUCGCUGAAAGGCGGCUCACUGCCACCGACCCAGCGUAGUAAAGUCAGGUUCUCUUCCAGGUCAGGGACAAUAGUUGAAUAUCCUGGUAGCUGUAACUCGACUUCACCGUGCACGUAAACAUACUGAGUGACUGAAGAGAGUCGUUGUAGGUUUCUUGUUCAGGAGAUUUAUAGAGUGAUUUUAAAGCUGCAUGAAUUAAAUGUAGACUAAAACCUCAAAUCAGACCAACCGCCCAUAAAAGAUGAUUUUACUAGAAAGAGGAAAAGUUCUGAUGACUUUCAAGUAUUACCUCUUUAGUUGUGCUGAAUCUUUAGUCAUCAGUCUCUUUAGCUGCUAACAGCUGCACGAUAGGGUUGUCAAGAUACCAGGAUUUUAACCUUUGAUAGUCUUGUUAGGGAUGUACUGAUACCAGCAUCAGUGUCAGUGCUGAUACCGAGUCUAAUGUAUUCACAAAUUCAGAGAUGCCAGUCAAAUACCUCGACUUCAACGCCCCCUGAAGCAAACUAGGAGCCAAGCUCCACCUCCUGAGGUAAAUGGAAGGCAUCAGCACUAGUAACAGAUUAGUGAUGCUGUACUAGACAUCAUUUUACAGCCUCAUUAUCCCAGCAGAUAGGAAAGUUGGAGGCAUGUCUUCUGUCUGGAUGAUUAAAGUAGAGCAGGCUGUAAAGGAGGCAUCACUGAUGGACCAUCAUGCUCCGCCCAUUUCACUGUUUAACGCUCUCUUUGAACUGAGGAGUCUUCUCAAUAAAAUCUGUACUGAAUAUUG
Cheilinus undulatus (humphead wrasse) is the source of this 4179-nucleotide messenger RNA. RefSeq names its product coactivator-associated arginine methyltransferase 1 (gene carm1). The transcript is spliced from 16 exons. The record is from RefSeq and is a predicted model, not a curated record. Gene Ontology annotation, biological process: peptidyl-arginine methylation. Bases 86 to 1831 code for a protein of 581 amino acids. NCBI's taxonomy places the organism in Eukaryota, Metazoa, Chordata, Actinopteri, Labriformes, Labridae. Gene Ontology annotation, molecular function: protein-arginine N-methyltransferase activity.